GCCAAUAUAAAUUGUUGUAGCAGCAGGUUGGAAUUUUGAUUCUGAAGAUUCUGAGGUGACUGAAGUUUCCUUGCUGUGCUGCAUCUUGUCAUCAGUCAUUUGAUCCUUCAUUUCAAGAGUUUUAGUGACCAUAUGCUGAUCCUGCAAAACCUCUGAAACAAUGGCAGACAAUGGCUCUAAGGUGUUCAAUGAUCCCAUUCAUGGCAAUAUUGAGCUGCACCCAAUCCUUGUCAAAAUCAUCGACACUCCUCAGUUUCAGCGACUUCGAAACCUCAAGCAGCUUGGCGGAACAUAUUAUGUUUAUCCUGGAGCGUCCCACAACCGCUUUGAGCACAGCAUUGGGGUGGCGCACUUGGCUGGAGAACUUCUUCAGACUCUCAAAGAGAAGCAGCCAGGUCUAGGAAUUGAUAAGAGAGACAUCCUUUGUGUGCAGAUUGCUGGGCUUUGCCAUGACCUGGGACAUGGACCGUUUUCCCACAUGUUUGAUCAAAUGUUUAUCCCCAAAGCACGUCCUAAUCAUAAGUGGAGCCAUGAGAAAGCAUCUCAAGACAUGUUUGACCAUCUGGUGGAAAAAAAUCACUUGAUAGGAGACAUGAAGAAGCACGGCCUGGUGCCGAAAGAGGACCGGCUCUUUAUAAAGGAGCUGAUUGAUCCUCCAAAGGUUGAAAAGAUUGCUAAGUGGCCACACCAUGGCCGUCCUAAAGAGAAGGCCUUCCUCUACGAAGUUGUGUCCAACACUAGGAACAAGAUUGAUGUGGAUAAGUGGGAAUAUUUUGCUAGGGACUGCCAUCAAUUGGGUAUGCAGAACAACUUUGACUGCCAUCGCUUGAUUAAAUUUGCCAGAGUGUGUAAAGUGGGUGGGAUGAUGCAGAUCUGUUACAGAGACAAGGAGGUGUUCAAUCUGUACAACAUGUUCUACACAAGGUUCUCUUUGCACAAAAGAGCCUACCAGCACAAAGUGUCCAACAGCAUAGAGUGGAUGAUCGGAGAUGCUUUUCUGGAAGCAGAUAAACACAUCCAGAUUGAAGGCAAGGAUGGGAAAAUGUUCACUCUCUCCACAGCUAUUGAUGACAUGGUGGCAUAUACUAAACUGACAGAUGCUAUAUUUGAUCAUAUAUUGACCUCCUCCUGUGUGGAGCUUCAGGAGGCACGGAAAAUACUGGAAAGGAUAAUGCAAAGAAAGCUCUACGAGUGUCUGGGGGAAUUUUCAUCAGAAGAGAGUGAGGACGAUAUGAAGAAUUUGUGGAACGCGCAUGUCGGCGAGCGAAACCCAGACGAUUAUGUAGUGGAAUUUUCAUCAGAAGAGAGUGAGGACGAUAUGAAGAAUUUGUGGAACGCGCAUGUCGGCGAGCGAAACCCAGACGAUUAUGUAGUGGAAUUAGUCAAGUAUAACUAUGGAAUGGGGAAAGAAGACCCCAUAAAACAUGUGAGGUUCUACAAGAAGAAAACCCCACAUGUAGCCACGCCUAUCGACAAAGCUGAGGUAUCUCUACUUCUUCCAGAGCGGUUUGAAGAGAAGAAGUUUAGAAUUUACACUAAGAGAACAAAUGAUGAAGAUGUGGAGGCUGACAGAAGGAUCUUUGGCACAUUUGGCCCCGCACACCCAGUUCAAGCCGGAGGAAGUAACCAUGGCACCGGUUCUGAAGCCUCUGAUCCCAGGUUGGAAUAACCACAGAACAUGAAAGAAAUAAAUGUUAUUCUUGUCAAUAAGUAUAACCAGGCAUAAAUUUAAAUGGAUUUGUAAAAGUGCAAACUGUUUUUGCAUUUAAAGAGGCUUGAAAGUUAAUCUUAUAUGGGCUUUUUUUUCUUAAAGGUGAAGGUUUUGAUUAACAGAUAAUAUUUACAUAUCAAGAAAUACAAUAAAAAAGAUCAAUUUGAAACUUUAUUCAAAUAUUUGAUUUGUCAUUUGUGAUUAUUUUGUUCUUUUUUGGUGUUUGGUAUAUGGGUAUUUGAUUUAUUAGUUUUAUUCAUACUUACUCAAUUAGUUUUGGUAAAUUACGUUUGUUGUCAUCACCUUCCAGGUCUGUUGACAUUACAAAUAUGUCUUUGGGUAUCAUUUAAAUAAAAUAUUAUUCUUGACUAAAUGUGCAGUAAUGCCAUUCAAUCUGGACUUGAAUGUGUAAAAUUUUCUCAGGAGUUGUGAGAAUGUAAUCAUUUUGACAAACUUGUUUUGAAAUAAAUUGUGAGAUGUCA
This is a messenger RNA of Xiphophorus maculatus (southern platyfish), 2193 nucleotides long. RefSeq names its product deoxynucleoside triphosphate triphosphohydrolase SAMHD1-like. The coding region runs from base 161 to 1669 and encodes 502 amino acids. The transcript has 17 exons. Gene Ontology annotation, molecular function: dGTPase activity. Gene Ontology annotation, biological process: regulation of innate immune response; defense response to virus; dGTP catabolic process. Gene Ontology annotation, cellular component: nucleus. Lineage: Eukaryota; Metazoa; Chordata; Actinopteri; Cyprinodontiformes; Poeciliidae. The record is from RefSeq and is a predicted model, not a curated record.